Sipha flava (yellow sugarcane aphid) is the source of this 2690-nucleotide messenger RNA. It is a transcript of the gene Cp190, whose product is annotated as centrosome-associated zinc finger protein CP190. Gene Ontology annotation, biological process: regulation of transcription by RNA polymerase II. Gene Ontology annotation, cellular component: nucleus. The record is from RefSeq and is a predicted model, not a curated record. The coding region runs from base 844 to 2670 and encodes 608 amino acids. The transcript has 3 exons. Lineage: Eukaryota; Metazoa; Arthropoda; Insecta; Hemiptera; Aphididae. Gene Ontology annotation, molecular function: protein binding; DNA-binding transcription factor activity, RNA polymerase II-specific; RNA polymerase II cis-regulatory region sequence-specific DNA binding.
CCCCCUCCCCCAGAAGUAAGUUCAAAUACGUCCCUGCUACGUAGUAUGUACAUCCCGUAAAUCACGUUUCAGGACUUGUAUCUAUUUUCCACGAGUUCACGACGUUAGUCCGGUUGUCUACGUAAACUUGAUACGGAUCGAGUCCCGAAUCUUAUGCGAGAAAUAUAUACGUUUAAAUAUGCUCGUAAAAAUCCGAACACCACCGGAAGUGUGAAUUUCGCAGUGAUCGGUUAAAAUCAAAAUCACACCGUUAUACAUUCACGACAACUGCGCGUUGUCCGGUCACAAGCGUUGUUUCGUUUUCCUCUCUUGUUCGCGCCGCCGUGUUGACGGUGACGACAACGACGUUAGGUUGUGUGGCGGCACUGCUGUCGCGUCCCGUCGGUCGCCGUCGCCCGUCGUCACCGGCAGGUAGCGCGUCGUGAGCGAGACAGCCGACAUGGCCACCGCGAUCGUUCGCCGUUUCAGCCGUCGCCGCACGUACCGUUUACGAGCUUCGCGAUCGCGCGCCAGUUUUUCGCGUUUUCGAAAACCGUCCGUCUCGCGCACGCACACCGUUUUAUCGUCCCGACCGAUUGGCAACGUCUGGGACGCCCGUGCACCAUCGUUACCGGUAACAGGACCGACGCCGCCACCGCCGCAGCCGACGGAGACGACGCGGCCGGAUGCCCAGCACUAUCUCGUGCCUCAUCCGGACCAUCUGCUGCAGAACACACACCCAUUGCUCUCCAGCUGUCAGCAACCACUAGUUGCUGUUCUGUGGCCAAACGGUUCAACCAUCGACAAUAGCGUUCAUUGUAUUCAACUACUGUUCCGUCAUUGAGAAAUUUUUGUUUGGCAACCAUGGCACUUCCCAGUCAACUUAAAAUCGACAACUGGGGUAAUUUCUUUAUGCAACGUCUAAACAACUUGGCCAAAAAAGAUGAAUACUGCGAUUACACUAUUCGUUCAACAUCAAAUGAAUCAUUUAAAGUUCAUCGUGUAGUUUUAAAUACAUGUUCUGAUUAUUUUGUUUCUCAUCCCAAUUCUGAUACAUCCAUGACAAUGCCUGCACAUUUAGAUUUUAAUGCGGUAAAGAGUGUUAUAAUGUUUAUGUAUACUGGACAAAUUCAUUUCACUGAUGAUAAUCGGACUAGCUUACUUGAAGUAGCCGACAUGUUGCAGGUUUCUGUUUUACUAAAGCUUCUCGAAUCGCAGUCUGGUAGAUUAAAAUCAAAUUCAAAAUAUCGUUCACCCCAAGCUUCGUCAUCAAAAACUCAUUCAGCAAUAGCAUUAAAUCAAUACAGGCCUGCUAAGAAGCCUCUAAUUCAAAACAAUUUGAUCAAUCGAUCACCACCAGAACAUACAACUGCAUCCACUUUUAUCAACACAAUGAAAGUAAAAGAUAUUUUAAGUGAAAAUAAACCAAUGCGUUUUGAUUGUGAUGCUGAUGAUGUCCCUGAAUUUAUGGAAAACACUUUUGAAUUACCUAAAUAUGAUAGUGCACCUUUAAUUAAACAAGAAAAUACAGACAAUGCAAAAGCUAUGCUCAAAAGAACUUCUAAUGGAGAAUUAGUUGAUAAAAGUAUUAAAACACAAAUAACCAAGAGUGAGACCCAGUCUGUAUCAUCACCGGUUGGAAAAAAGUUGAAAAUUGUUAGUGAUACGGAUCCGGAAAAGUCAAAUAGUAAAAUAGUAGAAAAUAUCUUAAAGAAAUACCCUCAUUUGUUGAAAAGUAAAGGUAAUAUUAAAUUAAAAAUUAUGUCAAGCACUGAUCAUAGUCAGUUUGAGAGUAUAAUUAUUAAUACUCCUAAUUCAGUGGAAAAAAUUUUACCAGUCGGUACUAAUGUUAAAGAACCAUUGACUAUACACAAAGUAAAACCAGAUAUAAUGAACAUAAAAGGUCCUUGGUCCUGUACUCUUUGUGGAUCUGAUACAAAUCCAUUACAAUUAGAAACUUAUUUUACAUUUAGGAGGCAUUUAGUAGAAAAACAUAAUGAGAAAGAAGACACUAGGGUUUGUCAACAUUGUGGACACUUUUCUGUACGAAAAAGUCUGCAGGUACAUCACAUGUAUACUAAGCAUAAUAUACCACCGCCUCCAGAGUACAAAUUCCCAAAGUGUGAUCAAUGUGGCUUUGUCGCCACUACCGAUGUUCAUUUAAAACGACAUAAGACAUUAGAUAAAUGUAGUUCUAAACCACAAGUAUCCAAACCUGAUGUUAAUUAUACAUGUAACGAAUGUUCUAGAACAUUUAGAUCAAGUUUGAUGCUUAAAGGGCACUUGAGAAAUUUUCACAAAGUCGAUGAGAUGACCCCAGGUUCAACGACCAAAGAACUAUUAAUUUCUGUUAUAGAUAAUAUACCACCAGGUUCUAAAGUGUUAGCAGAAAAUAAGAGCUUGGAUAAAAUCGAAGAAGUUGUAUUGAAUGACGAAGACGAUUUAAAAGAAACUGAAGACGAAAUGAAAAAUGAUAUUGUCUAUAGUGAAGAAACAACAGAAGUAGAAACUGUAACAUUAGAAGAUGCUGCACAAGAAGUUAAUGCAAAUGAGGUCAAGCCUCCUAUACCUACUGACUUGACUGAAGAAUGGGACGAUUUUGAUGAUGUAGAUACAUCUAAGAUAGAAGAAUCUGAUAAAGAAGAAGACAACAGAAUUGGUAAACCUUGUCGAAUAGAAUUAGAUGACUAAUUAAAAAAGAUAAACAAUUA